Molecule: messenger RNA, 1698 nt
Organism: Chaetomium fimeti
Lineage: Eukaryota; Fungi; Ascomycota; Sordariomycetes; Sordariales; Chaetomiaceae
Exons: 4
Coding region: 1-1299 (432 amino acids)
Source: RefSeq, a predicted model, not a curated record
AUGGGAGGCCCGAACCAGAAACCGAUCCUCAUCAUCGGCGCCGGUCUCAGCGGCCUUCUCCUGGCCCAGUACCUGCGCAAGACCGGCAGCAGCGUGCCCGUCCUCGUCUUCGAGCGGGAUGCCGACCUGACCACCCGCGGGCUCGGCUGGGGGCUGACCCUGCACUGGUCCCUCCCCGCGCUGCGGUCCCUGCUGCCAGACGAAUUGUUUAACCGGCUGCCGGAAGCCUACGUCGACCGGGCUGCCGUCGAGGAGGGCCGGCCGUCCACCUUUCCCUUCUUCGACAUCAGCACGGGCGAGCUCAAGGCCAAGACCCCCAACGCCGCCGUGUCGCAGCGCAUUAGAUGGGGUAAGGCAGUCAACAACGUCGAGACUGCUCAGGACGGUACUGUCACAGCCAGCUUCGACGAUGGCACGUCCUAUGAGGGCAGCCUCGUUGUGGCCUGCGAUGGUGGCAGCUCCCGCAUCCGCGCGCUGCUGUUUCCGGAACACCAAAAGUUCCAAAUCCCCGUGAGGUUGAUGGGCGUCAAGAUCAACUGCACUCCAGAGGAAAUUGAGCCGCUGCGACAACUAGACCCCUUCUUCCUCCAGGGAGCGGCAUCCGAGAACGACUCGUUUGUGUAUUUCAGUGUUCUCGAUGCUCCCAACAACACGCCGGAGGGGAAUGGUGGAAAAUACACCUGCCAGAUGGUCGUUUCAUGGCCGAUCCGGGAGGGCUUCUUCAACCAGGCGGCGCCGAUCGCUUUCCCGGAGACCAGCGAAGGCGGCAUUGCAUUGAUCAAAACGUUCGCCGAAACAUGGGCUGAGCCGUUCCGGUCUCUCGCCCUCAGCAUCCCGGUCGAUACCGAAGUGAAGUCGCUCGAGCUCUACGACUGGCCACCGCCCAAGGGGCUGCGCACCAAAGGCCAUGUGGCCCUGGCCGGGGAUGCGCUGCACCCGAUGGCGAUGUAUCGCGGCGAGGGCGCCAACCACGCCAUCGUCGACGUGCUCGACCUAGCCGAACUCGUCAUGCCGCAGUUCGCGGGCCCCCGAGACUCCUCCUCCUCCUCCUCCUCCUCCUCCUCCUCCGACUCGGCGGUGGUGGUGGACCUCCGGGCCGCGCUGGACCGUUACGAGGACAGGGCGGUGGGCCGAAGCCGCCCCGCGGUCUUGGCGUCGCGCCAGGCGUGCCUGGACGCGCACCGCUGGGCCCGCAUCACCGACUCGAGCCCGCUGCUGACCCGGCGCGCCAUGGACCUCGCGUUCGACGAGGCGGAUAUGGAUGUGCCGCCGGAUGCGGCUGCUGCUGGUGGAUGGUGAUGGCUGGUGAUGGCUGGUUGCUGGUAAUGGCUGGUUGCUGUGGAUGGGGAUCGGCCUGGGAUGGCCGGGAAGGAGUUUAGUCCCGGAGCGCUGGGACCGUUGCCUGCGUGCGUGGGAAGCGUGGGAGGGAGGGAAGAGCAAAGAGGGAGGGAUCGGCGGCGCCGCGACGGAGUGUCGGGACGCUGGGGAGCGGCGAUCGGGGGGUGGAGGGUCAUCCAGGACAGGGGUGUACUUUAACCAGGCCGCCUUACUCGAAGGGGACUGGGCAAAGAAGAAUUUAAGGCCGAUCGCUUCCGCACCUUCGUCCACUUGGUCAGAGCUUGUUUUCGCUUCAGGGUCCAAGCGGUUGAACGUCAGGCAAGCCAAGCGAUUAAUCUGGAUUUGUCUCGAUUGUUUUUG